AUGGCAGUCGCUCUUAUGAAAAUGAAUGAACCAGUCAUUGAAGAUAAUAUACAAGGCCAAGUUAUUGCAGGACCAAGUAACCAAAUAAAUUUGCCUUCGAAUCCAAAUUAUAAACAAUCAUCAAAAAGCGCAUUACCUAUGGAAGUUCGAGUUGAUAAUGUCGGUCACGUGAUUGUAGAAGACGAAAAUAAAGCAAGAAGACGAUGUAGAUAGUGUAAAAAUAACACUAUGUACAUGUGUGUCAAGUGUCGAGUGCAUCUUCACGAAAACUGCUUUGAACAAUUUCACACUAAAUAAUAUAAAUUGUUAAUCCCAAUGUUGUGUAUACGCAACAUUUUAUUAUAGAAAAACUAAAAAAGUAUAAUUUUUUUUGACUUGAUAAAUUGUUAUUUUAGUAUAUAUUAAACUAAUAAAAUACACUGAAAACAUAAAAUUUGUUUAUUUCUAACCUUGGAAACUAAUGGGUUAAGUCGUUAUCGCAAUUGUUAAUGUUAUCGAUUCCAAGUAUGAAGAAUUAACUUACCGAACGGCCAAACCAGAAUGCAGGGAGCCUGAUAUUACAGAGAUAGAAAGAUCGCCUCCUAGUGGUACCCUCCGGACAACGAUUCGUUUUCUUAAGACGAACGGCUAAAGAUCUUUCAACUCGGUGGCCAAACUAGCUUAUAACGCUCUCCUGGCCCGGUUACAUGCAAUCAAACCGAACUCAACCGAAUCGAAAGAUUCUACCCAAAAACGGCCCUUCUCAGGGCCAUCGGACAAGAAAGAUAGGGCCUACCCUACGCAUUUGCCAAAUCAAUAUUGAAGGUAUUAGCAGAUCAAAAAGUGACUAAAUCUCCCGUAUCCUCAGGGAACAAGACGUCGACAUAGUGGCAAUCCAAGAAACCCACACUCAAGAUGAAACCCAACUCAAUACCAGAGGCAAGAUACACGGAUACACUAUAAUCGGUGCUACAUACUACCGCUCACACGGGAUAGCUACUUACGCCCGAAAUAACCUAGAAGAGAUCAAGCUUGAAAGCGUAUCAACCCUAUACGACAUCCAUAUCGUCAAAGUCAAUGUCGGACAGACCACAAUUAUUAACGUGUAUAAACCACCAACUACUAUAUGGCCAAACCACGUCCUAGGAAACAUCUCCCAUCCAACAAUAGUCAUUGGUGACUUUAACAGCCACCACGUGACUUGGAAGUAUUCCAACAACAACAUAAACGGAGAGAUGCUCGUAUCAUGGGCUGAAACUAACAACGCCCAUUUAGUUUUCGAUGCUAAAUCAAAAGGCACAUUUAAGUCAGGUAGAUGGAAAAGAGAGUAUAAUCUCGACCUCUGCUUUGUUUCAGUAACAACAAACAACUUACCCAUAGCAGCCAGCCGAACAGUUAUGAACGACUUCCCAAAUAGUCAACACCGAACUAUCCUAAUUGAAAUCGGGCUCCAAAUCCCACUAAUUAACUCUACUCCUUACCCCAGAUGGAACUUUAACAAAGCUGCAUGGGAAAACUAUGCAAAUGAACUAAACAAAUGCAUCCGGUUUAUCCCACCUACACGUUCGAACUACAAUAGAUUUUUGGGACUCAUCACUGCUAUUGUUAAAAAACACAUGCCAAGAGGCUAUAGGAAAGUAUACGUCCCUGGCUGGAACGAACUAAGUGAAAACCAAUAUUCAGAAUAUAUGAACGGAAACAUAGAUGUGGCGGACGAUCUUCUAAUCAGCCUUGAUAAAUCCAGGAAGGAAAAAUGGAAUAAAACAAUAACAGCCCUGGAUUUUAGACACUCUAGUAGGAAAACAUGGAGCUUACUCAAGAUAUUGGGAGAUAAACAAUACACUAGACGAAAGGAUACAUCAAUCUCACCUAACCAAGUUGCUAACCACAUAGUAAAUGUAUCGAAAAUGCCUUCGAGCAAGAGACACACAACAUAG
Cinara cedri is the source of this 1916-nucleotide messenger RNA. The record is from the annotation of a GenBank genome assembly. NCBI's taxonomy places the organism in Eukaryota, Metazoa, Arthropoda, Insecta, Hemiptera, Aphididae.